Molecule: messenger RNA, 609 nt
Organism: Emericellopsis cladophorae
Lineage: Eukaryota; Fungi; Ascomycota; Sordariomycetes; Hypocreales; Bionectriaceae
Product: Ribosome biogenesis protein-like protein
Exons: 2
Coding region: 1-609 (202 amino acids)
Biological process (GO): ribosomal large subunit biogenesis
Cellular component (GO): nucleolus
Source: RefSeq, a predicted model, not a curated record
AUGCGUGUCGACCCCUGUUUCUUCUGCGGGCGCCCGUCCUACCCCUCCAAGGGCAUCACCUUUAACCGCAACGAUGGCCGCUCCUUUCGCUUCUGCCGCAGCAAAUGCCACGCCAACUUCAAGCUCAAGCGCAACCCCCGCAAACUAAAAUGGACAAAGGCCUUCCGCAAGGCGGCCGGCAAGGAACUCACCGUCGACUCGACCCUCGCUUUUGGCGCUCGCCGCAACAUCCCCAUCCGCUACGACCGUGAUCUGGUCCAGAAGACGCUCAAGGCCAUGGAGCGCGUGUCCGAGAUCCGCGCCCGUCGCGAGCGCGUCUUCUACAAGAACCGCAUGAAGGGCAACAAGGCUCGUGAGCUCGCCCGCGCACGGAGACUGGUCGCGGAGAAUGAGCACCUGCUGCCGAGACUGCGCGGCAGUGAGAAGAAGAGGAUGGUGGAGAUGGGUGCCGAUGAGGAGGAUCUCGAGCUUGAGGAGGCAAGACUGCGCGAUGGCAAGAAGGCCGUCAGCAGGGCAUUCGGCGGUGAGCAAAAGAGACUCAAGGUGCGGAUUGAUGAUGAUGUGGAGGAUAUGGAGGCUGGCGUGGAUGAGAUGGACGUGGAGGAAUAG